AUGGUCGGUCGAUCGCGAUCGUAUGUACGUGUGGGAGGAGGGCAUUCUUGGAGAAACGUACGUCAAACAACGCACCUUUGUUUUGCUUCCUUUCUCUGUAGUACUCGGUCGGUGGAUUUCCCUGUAUAUGUUAUGUUUCCUUAAAUACAACAUGAUCUAAUGUGUCGCAGUUUUUAGGGGUUCACACUUUCCGGAUUUCAUUUCUUCAAGUCUUUAUAUCUGGAAUACAUUUAGGAAGCUUGUUGUUACCAUGUCGGUUGAAGACCCAUUCUUUGUUGUCAAAGAGGAAGUUGAGAAAGCAGUCAACAACUCAGAAACCUUAUACCAAAGAUGGUCGGAGGUUCUAGAAGACCCAGACUCGGUUAGUAAAGAAGAAUAUGAUUGGACAACGAAUGAGCUCAAGAAUAGUCUGCGAAGUAUAGAGUGGGAUCUAGAAGACCUAGAAGAAACUAUAGGUAUCGUAGAAGCAAACCCACGCAAGUUUAAAAUUGAUGGGAUGGACUUAGACGAGCGACGAUUAUUUGUGGAGAACACCAAGAAACGAGUGAAGGAGAUGAAAGAACAUAUGUCAAGUCCUAAGACCAAAUCAAAAGAAGAAAGCAGGGGAAGACAGUUUUUAAUGAGCAAUGGACCAACUAAAGGACUGGGAAAGUACUCACGGUUAGACAACGAAAUUGAGAACUCAAAUCAGAAUUUUAUCGAAAGUACAAGACAACAACAAGAAUUGAUUGUAGAAUCCCAGAAUGACCAGCUGGAUCAGGUGGUGGAUAGUGUGGGCGUUCUCCGUCAUAUGGGACAAGCAAUAGGCAACGAACUAGAUGAACAAGCUGUAAUGCUUGAUGACUUUGGAGCUGAAUUAGAAAACACAGACUCUAAGCUUGAUUCAGUUAUGAAAAAGAUGGCAAAAGUUACAAGAAUGUCUAAUGAUCGCAGACAGUGGAUGGCUAUCUUUACUUUACUCAUCGUCAUGGUAGUAGUCAUCAUACUCUUCUUUGUUCCAUGAGCAAUUUGGGGGCAGCAGACAUUUUAUCUGAAACAACAGUAUGUGCAUACAGGGCAUUGGGUUGAAAACCUGUCUUCCAAAUCUUCCUCUUUAGAGAGAAGCUACUCUGGAAAACACGCCCUCUAUAAAUUGACUUUUUGUACAACCCCUGUGAUGUUGUCAAUUUAUGAAAUCAGAGCAUUUUUCUCAUGGAAACUAUCUUGUGUUUUACGGACCUAUCCUGAUGCGUAUUUGUACUGAAUAUGGAAGUAGCCCACUGGUGCUACAGUUGUACACCAACGCCUUGAACUUAAAACUAUAUAUGACAUCAAUUACAUCUUUCAAUGGAUCCAAUCUAAAGUUCCACUACGAAAUAAUCUAUUGUUCUUGGUGAAAGAGCAGUUGAGUGGAUCCAUUCUAUAGUAUUAAAUAUACAGAGAAUAAUAUGAAAAAUUGACAUCUUUACAGUAUAUGAUCAAAGGUUGCAGUUUGUGCUGAUAGUGGAUCCAUUCUACUUAAUGGUUGCUACUCUAUGUUAUCCUGAAUGCUAUGAUAUUAUUGGUAUGUUGCCGCACAUGUUUGUUUUGAUCCAAAGUUACGUAAAUUUAAAAAGCAAAAAUUAUGAAAAAGUAAAUUAAACGGUAUGUUUACAGUGCGAGAUUAAAUUCAGACCAUUCUUUUUGAAUGCACACAUAUUAUUGGUACGACUCUGUUUUUUUUUGGUAUGCUACUGCCAACUGUUAAACCUGCUUUUAAGUAUCCAAGUAAAUUUCUCCUAAUUUUAAGAAAUACCCAACUUCAUCUUGGACCCUCCCAAUAUUUGUUUAUCACAGUUUGAAUGUAUGGAUUCAGUAUGCUGGUAGCCCACAAGAUACAACCUGUAUCUGGAUUAAUACCAUUGAAGUUUGAGCACCUUACCUAGCUUAAAACUUGUGAUUCCUUCCACCUGGGGCCAUACCCACCUGGCAUUCCACUCACCCACAUGGAACUCCAUCCCUUGAAAAAUAAACCCCCUUAAUUUGGUUAUACUUAUAUACAGUAGUAAUAGUGGUUAUAACAAUGAAAUUGACAUUACAGUAUAUGAAUAGAUUACACUCGGAUAUCUCAUAUUUUUGGUUGGUUUAUUGUACACAUUAUUGUCAUUAGUAACAUAAGAUCAAUGUUUCAAAGGUAACAUAUUCAUGUACUUUAUUGUAACAUUUUACAUCCAAUGAACUACUGUAACCAAAUUUUAUAGGAGAAUAUUAUUUUUGUUAUUGUUGUAAUAUUAGUAAUUUGUUUUUCAUAAUAUGAUACUGUUAUUAUACUGGCAUUUAUCAUUACUUUUUAAAACCUUUUUUGUUUGUAUAAAAUGCUCACCCAAUAAAAUCAGAACUGGUAAUUUUAAAUUGGAUCAAAAUAACAAUAAGCAGUUCACUACUGUUCAAUACUGUACUGUAAAUAACAUUUAUUAUUUUUAUUUGAAACUUAAUUUGAAUAUUAUUUCUAAAUAUGUAAUAAAAAUAAAAUUUUAGCUAGAAACUUUAAUUGAAUUAUUAUUUAAUAUCAACAAAAGUUGCAUCAAUCAUGUUAUUCAGUAAAUAACUAAAAUUAAUUUUAAAACAUAAAACAGUUAUCGACAAUUAAUUGUUUAGAUAAAAUGUAUACAGUACUUUGAAUGUAUCAUACAAAGUACACUUCUUAUUUAAAUGUAUGUUUAUUAAUAUCAAUUUAUUACUUUCUAAAUGUAAUCUUGAUAAAAUAUCAACAUUGUGUGCAUGGAAUUAAACCAAUGAUGCUGGAUGCUAAUUGUUGGUGCUCACCUACUAAACCAUAUCUUAUAAGAUUGUUUCAAUAUAAUACAGUACCUUUAAAAUAUGUAUUCAUAUAUUUUUAGCAUCCCUGUGUUUUUCCAGUCUGUGUUGUCAUUUUAAUUAAUUACCAUUAAUUUCCUCAGUGAUUGAACGUUUAAUUAAUCAUGGUUAUUAAUUGGUUUUAGUAUUAAUUUAAUUGAUUUACAAGGUUUCAGUAAUUAGCUGACAAUACAUUACCAUGGUGUGUAAGAAUAUAAACAAUUUUAAAAAUACUGUGUGUACCUUCUCUGUUGUAUAAUAAAUUUUCUCUAAUUAUAUAUUUUAAAUGAAUAGAUCGUAUGCACUCUAGGUUGAUCAUUACUCUUAUUUAGUUUGUAAAUACCUGUGUAUUAUUUUUUUCUGAUGUUUACCAUCUUGUUGUAACUCAACUGUCAACAUAAGAGUGAAAAGGGAAAGUAAAUAUCAACUUUGUACAGGAGGUAUUUUAAACUUGCUGUAUGUUUUCCAUCCAUUCUACACCUGUAGUGAACUGCCAACAAUUUUGCUGGUUAAAACAUAAGAAAAAUUUAUAAUGUAAGUGAAGCUCUGUCCAAUAAAAGUUUCUGUAAGUAAACAUAAAUAAAUUAAAUAUCAAAAUAUCAAAAGGCAGGUUGCACCUGUUAUGUAAAUAUGAAGUCACAGGUGUGCAGUUGCACAGCUGCGUGUCAUUGUACAUCUGGUAAUGUUGAAGUUUUUGGUGAGCUGCAUAUAGAAUUUUUUUUUAUGGCACAGGAUGACCAAAUUUUCUAUAAAAGGUCAUGACCUUGAUAAAUGGAACAAUCAUGUAGACUUGUAUAAAAAAAAUACAACUGAAUGUAACUGAAUAAUUUAAAGUGUCGAGUUGUAGUUCCAUGAUAAAAAUGUACAUAUAGAUAACUAUAAGAAACAGCACUAAUUUAUGUCUAAUAGCAUUCUAGAUUAUAAGUAUUAGUACAGUAGUUUGCAGGGAAGCAGAUUCAAAACAUUGUUUCUUCAUUUUAAUUAAUAAAUGUCUGAAAUGUAUUUACAAAA
This is a messenger RNA of Anneissia japonica, 3825 nucleotides long. Its product is annotated as syntaxin-6-like. NCBI's taxonomy places the organism in Eukaryota, Metazoa, Echinodermata, Crinoidea, Comatulida, Comatulidae. Gene Ontology annotation, cellular component: SNARE complex; membrane; endomembrane system. The transcript is spliced from 7 exons. The record is from RefSeq and is a predicted model, not a curated record. The coding region runs from base 251 to 1003 and encodes 250 amino acids. Gene Ontology annotation, biological process: intracellular protein transport; Golgi vesicle transport; vesicle fusion. Gene Ontology annotation, molecular function: SNAP receptor activity; SNARE binding.